GAUAAAACUCUGCGCAAUAGACCUAACCUAACUGUUACUUGGAUCAUAACACGAAAAUAUACACAGUAAUAUCUUGAGAACUGUGAUAUUUUUUGCAGCAUUGUAUUUAAAGAUUUUGUGACAAUACGUAGAGAAUAUUGCAGUUAUUACAAGAGGAUCUCUGGCGAGUCUAAUUGAAGACAAUGAUACGAAGUGCCAGUUCUGUAAUGGGCACCAGUGCAUUGACAAUAAAAAAUCUAGCUGGUUAUGACCAUUUAAUAUCUAAAGCAACUACUAUUCAAUGCGUACGUUGGAAGAGGAAACCGAUUUGGUUGCCUACAGCAAAAUCAAAAUUGUUCAGAGUACCGGAAAGGCCGGUCAUAUCCGAUGAAGAAAAUGAAGAAUUACAACGUCUAAAUAAUUCCUACAGAACAAUGACAAAAUCAUUGAGAUCCUUUUUCGUAAAUAAGCAUAUUGAGAUGAGAAAUAAGUCCAGAGUUAUUACUUCGCAAGAACAUAUAGAUGAAGAUUUUAUAUUUCGUUUCAACGUGAACAAAAAAUGGAAUGAACAGGUAGCUGCUGCGCGUGAAGAAAGAUUGAAGAAUUUAAGGGAGAACCGUACAGAAGAGAUAUUGAAAAAAAUGGAAAUGAAAGCAGAAAGGGAUUUGCAAAUCCAACUGAGAGUAGAUGCAACAAUCAGAAAAGCAAAGGAAGAAUCUGCAACAUUCAUUACUAAAGAUAACAUAGAUCAAGCUAUUGAAAAAGCAUUUGAAAAUAUUAUAGAUUAUAAUUCAGCUAUAGAUCUUGAUGGUAAUACUUAUGUGAUAGACAAUAAAGAAACAGCAGAGAAUACAGAAAAACUUGAGAAUACUGUAUAAAUUAUAUAAUAAAUGGUUCAUGUCUUAAGUAGUUUCUUUUUAAUAAACACAAAAGUACUGCAAUUA
Molecule: messenger RNA, 923 nt
Organism: Megalopta genalis
Lineage: Eukaryota; Metazoa; Arthropoda; Insecta; Hymenoptera; Halictidae
Gene: mRpS26
Product: mitochondrial ribosomal protein S26
Cellular component (GO): mitochondrial small ribosomal subunit
Source: RefSeq, a predicted model, not a curated record